This is a messenger RNA of Prunus armeniaca (apricot), 306 nucleotides long. Lineage: Eukaryota; Viridiplantae; Streptophyta; Magnoliopsida; Rosales; Rosaceae. The record is from the annotation of a GenBank genome assembly.
AUGAUUCUUCACAAAGCUUUGCAUGCUCUUGAGUCUUGUUGUAGAUCCAUCCCUCUCCUCCAACAUUUUAAAUGUUGCCCCUUCCUAGGAAAAUUCCUGGAUCCGCCGCUGCGUACCAGUAGGGAACCUCUCCUUCCUCAAGAACACCAUCACAAAGUCCUGAUGUAUAACAAAUGGCGGAAUGGAUUGAAAGAGAAAUGGAUUGAAGAAUGGAAAAGGGACGCAAUUGGAAUUUGCAAAUUUGGCGUCCGAAAUCCGAAUGGAGUGUAUGCUACCUUUCCGGAAAGGAAACGGGGCCACAAAUAG